Molecule: messenger RNA, 2358 nt
Organism: Cucurbita pepo subsp. pepo (vegetable marrow)
Lineage: Eukaryota; Viridiplantae; Streptophyta; Magnoliopsida; Cucurbitales; Cucurbitaceae
Gene: DL1B
Product: DYNAMIN-like 1B
Cellular component (GO): cytoplasm; membrane; microtubule
Molecular function (GO): GTP binding; GTPase activity; microtubule binding
Source: RefSeq, a predicted model, not a curated record
UCCUUGGUCCAUGGCGAUGGAGCUCUCUAGAACUCAAUUCCUCUGCAAGUGCCCAUUUAAAGAUUGUCAAUAUUGCAUUGCAACAUGUAUUUUUUCUAUUGAACAUUUGAUCACUUGUUAUGUACUAUGUUACUUCAAUUAUUUACGAAUGUUUUUUUACAGAUGGAUUUUUUUGAUUGAAUUUGGUAUGUUCAUGUAUACUUAGGCUGUCAGUUUUGGUUGAAUCGUGCACCUUAAUUUAUCUGCACCGACCUCUGUUAAUUACUUGUGUUCUUGUAUUGCAAUUCUCACUUCCCAUUAUGUGUUCUAGAUAAAGAAUCUACUCAAUUUAUUAACAUAUUGGUUGUAGAGCUCUGGCAAGUCUUCGGUACUGGAAAGCAUUGUUGGAAAAGACUUUUUACCUCGUGGAGCUGGUAAAUUUCUGCUGUAAACUCUUUUUUGCUGAGGGGUCUUUCUUCAUUUGAAGGGGAUUGUCACCCGACGCCCCCUUGUUUUGCAGCUUCAUAGGAUUGACGAAGGAAAAGAAUAUGGAGAGUUCAUGCAUCUCCCUAGGAAAAAAUUUACCGAUUUUGCUGCACUGAGGAAGGAGAUCUCAGACGAGACUGAUAGAGAGACAGGGCGCAGUAAACAAAUUUCAAGUGUUCCAAUCCAUCUGAGUAUCUACUCUCCCAAUGUUGUUAACCUUACACUUAUUGAUCUUCCUGGGCUGACAAAAGUAGCUGUUGAGGGCCAAUCAGAUAGCAUUGUUCAAGAUAUAGAGAACAUGGUUCGAUCCUUUAUAGAAAAGCCUAAUUGCAUCAUUCUGGCCAUUUCUCCAGCAAAUCAGGAUCUUGCGACAUCCGAUGCAAUCAAAAUCUCUCGUGAAGUUGAUCCAAAAGGUGAGAGGACAUUUGGAGUUUUGACGAAAAUUGAUCUUAUGGACCAAGGAACCAAUGCAGUUGAUAUCCUGGAAGGAAGAGCAUAUAAACUGCAGUUUCCUUGGAUUGGUGUUGUUAAUCGUUCCCAAGCUGAUAUAAAUAAAAGUGUUGAUAUGAUUGCGGCUCGUCGUAGAGAGCGUGAAUAUUUUGCUACUAGUCCAGAGUAUCAGCACAUGGCUAGUAGGAUGGGUUCUGAACAUUUAGGGAAGAUGCUUUCGAAGCAUCUGGAAACUGUCAUCAAGUCUAGAAUUCCAGGUCUUCAAUCUCUUAUUAACAAAACUAUUUCUGAACUGGAAGCAGAAUUGAGUCGUCUUGGAAAACCUAUCGCUACUGAUACUGGAGGGAAAUUAUAUAUGAUCAUGGAAAUUUGUCGCACAUUUGAUCAGAUAUUUAAAGAACAUCUAGAUGGCGUACGCCCAGGUGGAGACAAGAUUUAUUCUGUGUUUGACAAUCAAUUCCCGGCUUCUUUAAAGAGAUUACAUUUUGACAAGCAUCUUUCCAUGGACAAUGUUCGAAAGAUAAUAACCGAAGCAGAUGGUUACCAGCCUCAUUUAAUUGCACCUGAACAAGGGUAUCGCCGGCUUGUUGAAUCGUCCUUGGUAACCAUUAGAGGGCCUGCAGAGGCAGCUGUGGAUGCGGUAUUUUCUCUUCUCAAAGAGUUAGUUCAGAAGUCAAUCAGUGAGACUAUGGAGUUAAAGCAAUAUCCUACCUUGAGAGCGGAGGUUUUGAAGGCAGCUGUUGAUUCAUUAGAGAGGAUGAAGGAAGAAAGUAAGAGAGCCACAUUACAGCUAGUGGAUAUGGAAUGUGGUUACUUAACCGUUGAAUUUUUUCGCAAGCUUCCUCAAGAUGUUGAAAAGGGUGGAAAUCCAACUCAUUCGAUAUUUGAUAGAUACAAUGAUUCUUAUCUCCGGCGAGUCGGAUCCACGGUGUUGUCCUAUGUCAAUAUGGUUUGUGCGACUCUGAGGAAUUCUAUUCCAAAAUCAAUAGUAUAUUGUCAAGUGCGGGAGGCCAAGCGCAGUUUGCUCGAUCAUUUCUUUGCAGAAUUAGGUACAAAGGAGGCGAAACAAUUAGGAAAAUUGUUGGACGAGGACCCCGCCAUCAUGCAACGACGAACAUCAAUUGCAAAGAGGUUGGAGUUGUAUAGAAGCGCCCAAACGGAGAUUGAUGCAGUGGCUUGGGCUAAGUAAACACAUUCUCAUAAAAAGAGUAAAAGAUCCUACCGUGAAAUGAAGUAUGGUUACUACAAACACCCAUUAUUUGAUUGUUUAUUCUUUAACUAAAAUCAUGAACUAUGGAACUUGGUAAAUUUGGUGUUAGGUGAUAAUAAGCUUUACGACCUAAAUCCUUCAAUUUGGUUAGAGCAAAAAGGUAUAGAAUCGAUGUCUUACCUGUUACCACGUUGAGAUUACAUUUCAAAAUUUGAACGUUAGAGUAAUUACAC